Hibiscus syriacus is the source of this 1914-nucleotide messenger RNA. RefSeq names its product membrane-bound O-acyltransferase gup1-like. Gene Ontology annotation, cellular component: endoplasmic reticulum. The record is from RefSeq and is a predicted model, not a curated record. The coding region runs from base 169 to 1785 and encodes 538 amino acids. Lineage: Eukaryota; Viridiplantae; Streptophyta; Magnoliopsida; Malvales; Malvaceae. Gene Ontology annotation, molecular function: acyltransferase activity. The transcript is spliced from 20 exons.
AUCUAAACAAGUGAACCAAACUGACAUGAUUUUCGCAGGGUCAAGGGAAUUUUAGGAGCCUUGGACGACGCUGGGUGAAAAAAGCAGGCAGAACUGCGAUUGUGAGAUUUAAUUACUGCUUAUCAAAAGUCAGGGCAGAGAUCUUGUUGUUCUUGAGCGCAUAGGAAGAUGGAUACUAACAAAAAUAACAGUAAGAGUAAGAGCAGAUUAAAGCUGAAGCAAAACAAAGUUGAGCUGCUUCUUCUAGUACUUUAUGCAAUUGGCUUCUACACUUUUUGUAUCCGCCGCUCCCUUCUCCUUUCUCGCGACCAUUUCUCCAAACUACGUGGUUUGCGUGACGGAUGGCUUUUCUCUCCUCCCCGCCUUAAUGAUGUUUCUGAUGAGCAGUGGAGAAAUUUCCGAUCAAACUUACCCAUCCUUAGCCUUGUUUUUGGAAUCUUUACCUUGAUUGCUAAUAUCUGCAGGAAAUUGUUCCGUUUGAGAGCCAGAGGGAUGUCCACUCUUUGGCUUUUCCUUUCUCUCAUUUAUCUUUCUUAUCUUCACGGAGCUAGCAUCCUCUUUAUCUUUUUAAUUGCUACAGCAAACUUUCUCCUAGUAAAGAUAUUUGCCCAAGCAAAGUACUUCGCCUUUCUCCUUUGGAUGUUCAACAUAGUUUUUCUUUUUUGCAACCGUAUUUAUGAAGGAUAUCCAUUCUCCAAAUUUGGAGCUCAAUGGGAAUAUUUGGACAAUUUUCGAGGCACAUUUAGGUGGCACAUUUGCUUUAACUUUGUUGUUUUGCGCAUGAUAAGCUUUGGCUACGAUUACCAUUGGGCACAUCAAGAUUCACAUUUUGAUAAAGAGAAGCAUAUCCAAAGAUGCAAUGUUUGUAAAUCAGGAAAAAACUGUUAUCAAAUUCUACAGGAGAGAAAUGUUCAUCUCAAUGAUUAUACCUUCACUGCAUACUUUAGUUAUCUGGUGUUUGCACCACUUUACAUAGCAGGGCCAAUCAUGAGUUUUAAUUCAUUUGUCUCCCAGCUAGAUGUGCCACAAACUCAGUACUCCAUUAUAGAGGUGACUUUGUAUGGGCUACGCUGGGUAUUUGGUCUGUCUCUUAUGGAACUAAUGACUCAUCUGUUUUAUUUUAAUGCGUUUGCUGUCAGUGCUUCAUGGAAAAUGUUGUCUCCUAUGGACAUAUUCAUAAUUGGAUAUGGGGUCAUAAAUUUCAUGUGGUUAAAGUUUUUCCUUAUCUGGCGCUAUUUCCGGUUUUGGUCCCUGAUUGCUGGAAUUGAGGCUCCGGAAAACAUGCCAAAGUGUGUCAAUAAUUGUCAUAACUUGGAAAGCUUUUGGAAAAAUUGGCAUGCGUCCUUCAACAAAUGGAUUGUGAGGUACUUGUAUAUUCCUCUUGGUGGGUCUCAAAGAAAGCUACUCAACAUAUGGGUUAUAUUCACAUUUGUUGCUGUAUGGCAUGAUUUAGAAUGGAAACUUCUUUCAUGGGCAUGGCUAACAUGUUUAUUCUUCGUUCCUGAAUUGUUGGUGAAAUCAGCUGCAAAUGCAUUCCAGGCCAAGGGUGCUUUGGAAGGAUUUCUUUUUCGUGAGCUUAGAGCAGCUGGCGGUGCUAUCACAAUCACUUGUCUCAUGGUUGCUAACCUUGUUGGCUAUGUUAUUGGUCCGUCAGGCUUUAGUUGGUUGAUUUCUCAAUUCCUCAGCAAAGAAGGACUGCGUGUCUUGGGUUUUAUGCUUCUGACAUUUUACGUGGGAACUAAGCUUAUGUUUCAUAUAAGUGAUGCCAAGCAAAGGAUGCAAUGAAGUCUAUUUCUAGUGUGCACAAUGCAUCCAUUUUCGGCCCAAUGAUCUGGCUACCGGUUGCUUGAACUUUAAUGUGACCCUAACAGUUUCAGCAAUAGUCUUUUUUGCAUAAACAUCUUCCAUCCUUAC